GCCGGUGCUAGAACCGAUUUUUCCACAAGAAGAGAACCUGGAGGUUAAAAAAGCAAUAAGAAAACGUGGCAGGAAAUCUCAGAAAAUACCCGCUCUGAUUGCCAUCAAAAAAGAACCCGAAGAUGAUUCGGUGGGUAGCACCAGCGAACCUACGGUGGCCAAAAGGAAAGCGGGCAGACCAAGAAAACCGAAACCUGAGCAGUCAAUGGAAGAAGUAAUGACCGACCUUUCGUUCCUAAUCGACCCAAGCCGAAUCAAAAAAGAAGUCGUAGAAGCACCCAAACCAAAAAAACUAACCAAAAGACAACGGUUGGAAUUAAUCAAAAAAGACUUGACGAAAAAGGAGAAUCUAGAAAACACCCUCAACAAAUUAGACGCAGCUGAUGCAAAACUAAUCGACAGACUAGAUUUAAAUGUGCGGAAAUUCAAAAAAAUAUUACCAAAAAUCAAAAGACGACACAGCAUUGAAAAAAUCCCUAUAACCGGAGACACGGUUUUCACUCAGCUUCCGAGAAGCCUGAGCCCGAAAACAUCCAAAAGAACCGCAAGAUUGUUGAACAAACCUUAUACUACUCGAUCAGAUUCACCUGCAAGGAUGCUCCGAAACGGCAAACAUAGAAGAUUGAAGGAUUUCGUUUUGCUAGAAGGACUAGAGGGACCGAAAAGAAGAAAAAGAGUACACUCGGAUUUGAGCGGAAGCGAAAUAGCUUCAAAAUUGUCUGGAUAUGAAAGUGAUAGCAGUUAUUCGGAUAUGGCUUCGUUGCAUGAUGGUAACAAGGACAUUGACAGUCUCCUAAUGGACGAAUCCUCAAACGCCCCCACUCAAAUCGACACAAACUCGAACGUUUGCGACUCAAAAAUGCCAGAAAAAAACCUCCUGCUGGACAUAAUGAAGCAAGCUUUCAACGACAUGGGCAACGACAAGCUACCAGUCGAAAAACCUUGCACCUCAGCUUCGACCGAAGAACAAGAAUUGAGGCAACUGCUGGAACAAACCGAAGAAAAACAAGCUGCUGAACAAAUACAAGAGUGCAUCGAUAAUAUUACAAAUUUAGCCAAGGCAGCUUCAGAAGAGGCUCCAGUUUUGGAAAAACAAAUCCAAGACGAUUCAAUUCCUGUAAUAGACAACAUGUCAAGUGAACCACCACAAAAUUUAGAACAUUUAGGCCCGCCUUUUUCAGAAUCCAGCGUUGCCAUGCUGGAACAAAAACGUUCAUUUGUUGAUGAAAAUAUUGGCAUAGCUGUUGUGGAAAAAGACAAUGUUGUAUCAUUUCAUAUUGAACAUUUAAGUGGGGAUGAUGUAGAUGAACCUGAAACUAGUAACGAGGAUUUGAAUCAGAGUUUAGAUGAAAAAAUGGAAGUUGAAACAGAGGAGAAAGUUGAAGAAGAUCUUCAAACAGAAGAAAAAGUUAUUGAAACAGAAUCUAAAGAAACUGAAGUUGAAGUUGAAGAAUCUGUUGAUGAAGUUGAAGUUAAACAACAGUGUAAUAUAAAGGAAUCUGUUGCUGAACCUGAAUGUGCAGUUGAGGAAUCGGUUGCUGAAGCUGAAUGUGCAGUUGAAGAAGCUAAAUGUGAAGUUGAAGUUGAGGAACCCAAAAAUGAAUGUACAUCAGUAGUUGAAGAACCAAAAAAUGAUGAAGCAACUAAGCAACCAGAAGAAGCUAAAACUAUUGUUGAGCAAGCUGAUAAAGUGGAUGAAACAGGACAAGAAAUUUUGUCUGAAAAAGAAGAUUGUGAUAAAACUAGUGAGAAUAUAGAUGUUAAAAAGCCCGAAGAAACAGAAGCUGUAAAGGAAUCUCCGGAACAAUUAGCCGAAAAGGAGUGCUUCCUGGGUGCUUUGGGGUUGCAAAGUUUACGGGCGGCAAAAGAGUCGCCGCAGCCGAGGAAAAAGGGCAAAGCUACGACGUCAAAGGCGGCAGCGGACUCAUACACCGGUACUCUAAAGACUGUGAUAAAAAUUAAUAAGAAAAGGGGCAAGAAUUCGUUCAAGAUGACUUUGCAGAAGAAUAAGAAUAAGAGUGAGAAGGUUGAAGCUGCUGGCGGCACUGGAGAAGAUGGAUACAAAGUUUUGAAAGAGGGCGGUUCUAGUUCUUCGAAGCACAGCAAAGAUUCCUCGGAUACAGCUGGUGCGCAUCGCAAAUCACAUUAUUCUAAUCGAUCUAACAUGGAAAAUAGCAGCGAACAUACUUCGGACAGCGAACAAGCCAAUCAAGACAAGUCACAACCUGAAAAAUCUUUGAUAGUACCGGAAAAAGCCAGCUCAUUCAGCAUCCAUCCAGGCAGACUUUGCAAGGACGAAUGUUCAUAUUGUUUCGGAGAAUUCGGCCUUUUCGACACCCCUUGCCACAUUGCUCAAAUCAAAAGUGUCGACAGACAAAACAAGAUUUUAGCCACUGAGCAACAUUUGACUAGAGAUUCAUGCCUAUGCGACGCCUGCUACCGUCACGUGGACAGAAAAUCCAACUCCCCCUCAUACAUAAACAAAUCCCUAAAACGUAAUUCUCUGGUGGCUCCGGGUCCUAGGCAAAACCACUGCCAUGUAUUGGCCUGCAGCAACACGUCUACAAACAUUUUAAGAAGAAAAUGGAUUAUUAAAAUGCGCAAAAGCAUCUGUCAAGUUAUCAAUAUUGACUUGGAUAAUCCAGGAUUGCAUUCGAUUCCGAUUUGUGAUGAGCAUUAUGAGGCUUUGGAGCAUUUGAUGAUUUGCGGCAUGUGCAAGCGACGCUUGGCACGUAAUCAUAUACAUUAUUUGGGGCCUGAAGUUAAAGAAUUGAAUGAGGCACUCAAAGAUGAAGGUAUUUCAAUAGUGUUGUGCAACAAACCAGUAGUAUGUAAAUUGUGCAAGGGUUUUGCAUCAAUUAUCUUGAAGGAUCCUGAAGAAAGGGCCGAAAAUAGUAUUAAUUUUUUCAAGGAAUAUAAAAAAAGGUUGUUACAUUUCAACGACAUUGUGCAGAUGGAUGUUGGCGAAGCAGAUGAACUGCUGCUGCCUCCAGCUAAAUCAGCAGACAAAAAAGACUCAGAAGGGAGACUUAAAAGAAUGCGAAACUCGUCAAAUGAUAGUGGCAAUAGUGAAACUCAAGAUGACGAACUUGAAGAGGAUGUGGAGGAAACAAGACCAAGAAAACGAGUGCGAGUGCCUUCAUCAGACACCAAUCAUUCGCAAAGUGCCGACCAAUCGAGAGCCCAAUCUCCUGAAGAUGAAUACGCAGGCGUUGACUACAACACUCUUAUACCUGCAAUUGUAAUGGACUGUUCUAGCGAUAACGAGAGCAAAAAGGACCGCAAUAGCCCUAAAAUUAUCCAAAGAAAAACCUUGGAAUCGUUUGGCGGUAGUGUAGAAAUUUCGAGAAGUUAUAAGAAAGAUAACGAUUUGGCCGCUCAGAAACUGGGUCAGAAUCCUUCAAUUUCGCUCAAGCCGAAUUAUGGAGAUUCUUCUUGGCAAGAUGAAGCUGCUCCGAGUAAACUCAUUUCGAAUCCCGCUUUGUCAGUUAGACAAUUAUUCCCAGGCGAAGAAGAAAUGGGCCUAGUGGGAGACAUUGAUUUCAAAAACGUCGUGGCCCGUACACCCGAGGGCUGGGAAAAGUGCGUCACCACCAUCCAAUACGACAAAGACACCAAAAUGCUAUGGGAAGAACUGCAAAAACCUUACGGCAGCAAAAGCAGCUUCUUACGACAUUUGGUUUUGUUGGAGAAAUAUUUCAGGAGCGGUGACUUAGUGUUGUCACCAUCGGCCAAUAAUCGCGCAGUCAAUUACAAAGAAAGCGUCCACAAUCGUCUGAGGGCCUACGAUAACAUACCGAGCAAUGUUGGGCAGGCCCAGCCUCCAAGUAUGAUACAAUUUACCAAAAUCAAUCUUAGAAAUACGUCUAAUUCUAACGGACUACCUCCUGUAACUAUUAGUCAAGUGGGACGUCCUGAUAAUGAGAUCCAAACUUCAAGAACUCCGAUUACGCUCCAGCAACUGAAUCAGCCACCGCUUUACCCUACCAGUACCAUUUUGCAAAAUCUGGCUAAAAAUAAAGCCGGGGCGGCGCCGCCCGGUUUGAUUUCAAUCAAUCAGAAAGUGGGGGCGUCCAGUACCAUUGUGCGUCCUCCGGUGCCCUGUCAGAAGAUCAAGUUUCCCAUUACGAAGAACUGGAGGCCGAAUUUCAUUCCGAUCGAUCCGGCGAUGAGGAACGAAAGAAAACCUGGACUUGUACAGGUCAUAUCAGGCGGCAAACCCUACCACAUAACCUUGGAAGACUACAAGAAAAUGUGCGCUAUCAAACGCAGCUUCGAAGCCAAACAAAAAAAAAUCCAAGAACAACAAACAUUGGCAAGACACCAAGCCUUGCUCAACCAAAAAUCCAUGCUCAAACCUGCCCAACAACAACCAGCCAGAAAAUUACUAACCAAAACAUCAGGCGGCACCUUAAUAGAAACAAAAAUCGAAUCCAGUGAGUCGAUUUUGGAAAAAUUGGACAAACAAGUUGAAAGGCUUGGCCAACGCAACCAAGACGCUUUGAUUCGUUUGGAAAACAAUCCUGCUAUUCAAAUAAUACCGAGGAUACCGCAAUCUUUGACUGCAAUACCGCAAACUGUACGUAAAAGCCCUCCGAGUCCUGUACUGUUGAUAACCAAAACAAGUUGAAACAGUAGUAGUGACGACAAAGACAAUCAAUCUUGAUUGGUUAUAGUAGUAUAUAGUGUUUUUGCUUUUAAAAAUCAGCAAGUGCCUAAGAAUUUGUAAAUUAUAGAAUCUCAAUUUUGCAGAUUCGAUACCAAAACUUCCUAGAAUGAUAUGGGUAAAAACAAACAAAAAAAUGCUUAUCAGAAACUUGCAUAAAACAUAUUGUAGAUUUAUUAUUGACUAAUAUUUUUUUAUUAAUUGGAUGAUUGUUUAAAAGCACUAUAGAAGCAAUAAGUCUCUAUCUCCCCUCUUAAAAUUAGUGCCUAAUAAGAUGAGUUUUUAUUGGUAAUAAUAGCUUUGUUCCAAUACACCGGAAAGUUGUGCGUAAAAGCCGAAAUUUGUAUACAGAGUGGUUUCGAAACCGUUCGUGAGGCGGUAUUUUGACGGGUUGGAACAAACCUAAUAAUAUGUUGGAAAAUUAUUGUUCAUCUAUUCUUUCACAAAAAAAAAAAAUUAUUCAUGUCAAGUUUUUAGAAAAUUGACAUUACAACCGUGUUUAAUUAGUUAUUAAUAAAGUUUAAUAACUUGUACAUUUUAUUAAGUAAUUUUGGAUUUAUUUUUAAGUAUAUAAUUAAUAUUAUUAUCAAUAAUUAAUUUAAUUUAUUUUUUUAGUUUUUAAGAUUUUUCUUUUUUUACACUGUAUUCAGUUGGCACCUUGCAUUUUUUUUUCUUUCUUUUUUUUUGACUUAAAACCUUUGUAUUUCGGUUGUAAAGUAUAGUGUAUAGUUCGCCUUACGAGUCUAGCACUAUGACGUCGGAAGGGCAAGGGGGAAUAACGCCAUUCAUUUCGAGCUUUAUGCUGCCUGUCAUGGGCGUGCGCGCAGCGUUUUCAAAUAUUACUUUUUCCUUAUAAAUGUAGGUGUGUAACAUAGAUAAAUAUCAAGGUAUUUUCUAAUGGAAGUCAAACAGGCAAUAUUGCAAUUUUUUUAUCCGCAUUCUUUCCAUAGUGCUAGACUCGUAAGGCGAACUUUAAUUAUUAUAUUGUUACUGGUUUUUUUUUUGUUCAAUAAUAGGAUGAGUUCUUGUUAUCUAACCGCAACCUUAUUCAUCAGAUAAGGGGUUGUUGUUGGUUAGCAAUCAUGAUUAUAUUGUAUUUUAAGUCCAAAUAUACCUACAAUUGAUUUUUGACUUAUUUGUAUUCUCGAUUUAUUCUGCAUUCAAGUAUCACUAUUUAUCAUUACUAUUGGGUUUAUUAUUAUAUUUGAAUAAAGAUAUUUCUAUAAAAAUUGUCUUGGUUUUUUUUUUAACUAAAACCUGUCAUGUUAAAGCAAAUGUAAAAUUUAUAUCACAUUGAUAUAUUAUGAUUAUAGGGGUUUUUGACAGUAUGCGGCAGUGGCAAAAUACAGUGAAAAAAUUCAAAAUUUGAAUUUAAGAAAAAAAAAAAAAAAUCUAGCGGAUUGAGGAGCCAAAAAUACGAUGAAAAGUUAAUUUGACCCUCCUCGCUACGGCACAUCUUAAGGCCGAAAAAAAUAAAAAAGGAAAUUUCGAUUUUGAUCAGAAAAAAAUUGUGGGUACCUGACACGAGUCCACUUUUUCGCUUAUAGCUCCACUAUUUCUCAACCGAUAGUUUCGAGUCAUAUAUCUUUUGAAAGAGGAUGAAAUUACCUACAAAAUGUUUUUGUAUUGAGAUGCCAGGCGGUUUUCGUCUUCGAGAUAUCAGCUGUCUAAGUUGAAAUUCUUUGUAAUUUUGUUAAAAUUUUCCAGGUCGAUUUUCUCGAAAACGGUGUCCCGUGGCGGGAUACUUGUUAUAGGCUUUUUUGUAGUACUCGACGAGAUCUAUAAGUUUUGUAUUUGAAGUUUUUCUCCCGA
Molecule: messenger RNA, 6478 nt
Organism: Ceutorhynchus assimilis (cabbage seed weevil)
Lineage: Eukaryota; Metazoa; Arthropoda; Insecta; Coleoptera; Curculionidae
Source: the annotation of a GenBank genome assembly